GUCGGAAGCCGGUCCCAUGGUCCCCCGGUUCCGGCGCUGUGAAGGCCCCGGAGCUGAAGCGGUCGCCAGCACCAUGUCCCGGUUGUCUGACCCUCGUGUUCCCCGCGGCCCCGGCCCGCGGGCAUUGCUGCUCUUGCUCCUGCUGUGUCCCUGCUCGGUCUUCACCAUCUCCUUUCAUCUGCCCGUCAACUCCCGCAAGUGCCUUCGUGAGGAGAUCCACAAGGACCUACUAGUGACGGGCGAAUAUGAGAUCACCGACCAGUCUGGGGGCGCCGGUGGCCUGCGGACCCACCUGAAGAUUACAGAUUCAGCUGGCCACAUCCUAUAUUCCAAGGAGGAUGCAACCAAAGGAAAAUUUGCCUUCACCACUGAGGAUUAUGAUAUGUUUGAGGCAUGUUUUGAGAGCAAGGGAACAGGGCGGACACCUGACCAGCUCGUGAUCCUGGACAUGAAGCAUGGGGUGGAAGCGAAAAAUUACGAGGAGAUUGCAAAAGUGGAGAAGUUAAAACCCUUAGAAGUUGAACUUCGACGCCUGGAGGAUCUUUCAGAAUCUAUUGUUAAUGAUUUUGCCUACAUGAAGAAGCGAGAAGAAGAGAUGCGAGACACUAAUGAGUCAACAAAUACCCGGGUCUUGUACUUCAGCAUCUUUUCCAUGUUUUGCCUUAUUGGAUUGGCCACCUGGCAAGUUUUCUAUCUUCGACGUUUUUUCAAGGCCAAGAAGCUGAUUGAAUAAUGAGGCAAUCCUUUCCCACCCUAGUCUUGCAGCCAGGAGGACACCACUGGGACAUACCUGGCCUGAGCCACACCACAGACAGCACAUUCUAUCUGCUGACCCUGGAGUUUUCUUGUCAGAACUGGCCUCAUUUGGGGUGGGGGGAAUGGGGAAAACCACCUAGACUCCAAUAAGGUCAAUAAGGGAGACUCUUUUUAACUUGCUGGGUAUGGGGGGUUGGGCUGAUUUUGCAACAAUGGAACUAUCAUUAAGGUCACCUAUGAUUAAAAAAUAGGUUUCUCAGAUGCUGAAGCCAGCAUUGCCACUGGGUUUCCUCAGAAUGAUCUGUUUGAACCAUAUGACUUCUUUCCUUUUCCCACCCACCCAUUGGCUUGGACUUCCCAUUCUAGUUCUGUCACCAAGGUUUGUAUGACCAUAUUGACCUUACCACAGAAUGACUUGCUGUGUUCUGAUUGUUCUGUUUGUUUUUCUUCUUUGAGGUUACUUUAGCAGUAUGAGCAUUAUAUUUUAGUUGCAGUUGAAUGUGAUUGGGUGCCUUCAAGUGAUAUAAAAAUCUAAGAAUUGAAGGAAAGAUGAAGGAUAAGAUUCCUGAGGUGGCUCAAACUUGGAGCUGUAGUUCCAUAAAAAAUUCAGAGCUGGAUAUAGAACCAAGCUUUGUGCACUCAAGCUCUUAGAUUUCUUAAUGUAACCUACAAAAGUAAAAUUGAAUAACUUUUCUUACCUUAGCUAUUUACUUCCCAUAUUUUUAUGCUGUGUUUAGAAAAUUGGUUCAGUGAGGUGUAAAAUUGUACAACUGGGAGCAUCAUGAAUAAAGUAGGUCCCGAAAAUACAUGGAGUGAAUGCAGGGCCAAGAAUCAGUGUGGGAUUGAAGACUAAGUAGAGGCCAUUGUUAGGUGUGUGUAUCUAUGUACAAAUAAGGAAGGAUGCAAUGACCAUGUUCUUAGAGUUAUGAAAAAUAGAUAUUGUUUUCAUUUUGAAAUAGGAAUUCUCAGUUGAUCCAAAGUUUAGAGGCAUAUGCCCUUUAUGUAGUCGCUCCCAGAGACUUCAUAAUUUGUCCAAAGUAAUAUAUUUACCAACCAUUUUUAAAUAAUUGGGAAUUUUGAAAAUUUGUAACUCCUUUGUAGGCUUAUUUUGUCUCAGCAAAUCAAUUUCUAAUUAAGAUUUCUUAAGCAGUAACUGGAAGAACUGUCCUCAGCCAUGUGAUUGAUUCUCUUUAUUGAAUAUGGGGAGUAGCAUAUAUGAAAGAAUAGAGAAAGAAGCCUGAAGUAAUAGGAAGGAGAUUUACUUAAAAGAACAGGGAAAUUGAACAAUGUUUCAACUGGAUAAAGUAAUUUGAGGCUGUUUUAAUUCCCUUUUUCUCAUUUUGAGAACUAGUGCAGCAUUGCCAUUUGUUGGCACAAGCUAUGAAUUUCUGCUCCUGAGAAUCUAGCAGUGAUACCACUUUCAGUAUAGUAAAAAUCCAUCGUAAAAGUAGUCAUUGACCAUCUACAUUAUUACACAUGGGACUUUCUAGGGAUGAAUGUCAGUGAUCGGUGGAAGAGGGGAAAAAAAAUUGUGUGUCUGAGGCAACUUCCACAGAAGUUUCAAGGUGAAAUGCCCCAUGUGCCAUCAGGGCUCCCUACCAAAGCAAAAUAAGUUACAAGCUACUUACUACCAUUCUCUGAUUGCAACAAACCUUUCCUUGACUUAACCAUGGUAGUCACUAAGGUAAUUAUGAUAUCAUUCCACAAAAUGUUUUUCUGUGAAUCUGUAAUCCAGUUAGAAAGGAGAAAUCUUCAUUUUAUUAACUCUUCGUGUUCCCAAUUACUUUAGAACCGUCAACUUGUUUGUGCAAUUUGAAAUUGUUUCAUGUUUGUUCCCUUUUUUAAAACAUGCUGGAACUUUCUCCAGAUCCCUCUGCUUUUAUUCUAAAGCUAAUUAAUACUCUACUUUGCUUGCUUUUAUCUAAAAAGAAUUAGUUUGCUUUGAAAGACUGGUGCUAGACUAAGUCUGUUUAGAAAAUAAGAGCAUAUUGAGUUCUCUGCUUUCUCUUUAGUGAGUAUAUUAUUCAAAAUGACCUCUAUAAUGUAAAUGAGAUGGUGAGGUUUACAAUAAGCUCUACUUAUACCAUGGUCAUAAAUUAAAUGCAAUUCUUGUCAUAAAGCUGUUUUCACACAACUUAUUUUAUAGGAAAGAAGCAUGUGGGAUUUGUACAGAUUUACCUGUAAGUAUUGGAUUGGGUAUUUUUGUGUAAAUUUUCUGAAAUAAAAUUUAGGGGAAACCA
Molecule: messenger RNA, 2996 nt
Organism: Antechinus flavipes (yellow-footed antechinus)
Lineage: Eukaryota; Metazoa; Chordata; Mammalia; Dasyuromorphia; Dasyuridae
Gene: TMED10
Product: transmembrane p24 trafficking protein 10
Exons: 5
Coding region: 17-733 (238 amino acids)
Biological process (GO): Golgi organization; endoplasmic reticulum to Golgi vesicle-mediated transport; intracellular protein transport
Cellular component (GO): Golgi apparatus; COPII-coated ER to Golgi transport vesicle; COPI-coated vesicle
Source: RefSeq, a predicted model, not a curated record